UUGGCACGAGACCCUCCUGGCGAGCGGAAAGGUCUCAGCAGCGCUCGCGCACUAUCAGCUCAUAUCACUGAGGCGGAUAAAGCGCCGUGUUUUUCUCCGUCUUUCAUCUUUCCUGUCGAUUUAUUUGCAUUUAUUUUCUUUUAAACAGCCUCUUUCCUGUCAGCACGAGUUCCGGGGAACGUCUAACCCGAGGUUUGUUCAGAUAUCCGAGAUAUUUUUUGAGGUUUUUCUUCUGCCAAGUCACCAAGGAUGCGCGCGAGCGCUCUGUCGAAGGAGAUGGUCAACCCAUCAUCCGUUAACGCUCACAGAAGCGCCUUCCACUCUUUCCAGAAUCUUCUUUGUUUAGUUUUGUCGGUGUUUUUGGUCCUAUUUUGUAUCGUCAUAACCUUAAGGACGUCUCACCUGGAGCACAGAAUGCAGUUUCUGGAAAGCGAGCGCUUUUCUGUCCUGAGCUCGGCACCUCCAUCACUGCAGGAGAACCUCUCUCUGUGGGAUGCGAUAGAAAAGCUCAUCCAGAAGAGACUUACGGAGGAAGCGCCUAAACUUCGUACACCAAGGGAAGUAAGUCAAGAGUGCUCUUGCCCACCAGGACCCCCAGGUAGACGUGGAAGAAAAGGGAAUCCUGGAACUCCAGGAACUCCAGGGCGAGAUGGCUACCCGGGUCCUCUGGGUGUGGAUGGUAAGCCUGGUCUUCCUGGUUUGAAAGGCAGUCAGGGGAUGCCAGGCCCAAAAGGAGAUAAGGGUGAUCAGGGAGAUGUGGGGCCCAGGGGUCCUCCAGCACAUGCUGUCUCUGCUGGCCUGCUCAGUAAUCAGAUUCUUACAGUCAAGGGCGAUCAGGGUCAGACUGGGCCUCCGGGUCCCCCAGGGCCUCCUGGACCAUCUGGCCCCAGAGGGCCCCCAGGAAAUAUGGGCAGAGACGGACCCCAGGGCCACCCAGGAGAGCCGGGUCUUCCUGGCAAGGAUGGGAACGAGGGACCAAGAGGACCACCUGGUGUAAAAGGUGAUGUUGGAGAGCCUGGAAUGACUGGACUUCAGGGUUCUCCAGGGCUAAAGGGAGAACAAGGUGAGCCAGGUGUUGAAGGGAAAAGAGGCAUGGAUGGACCACCAGGCAUAAAGGGAGAGAAAGGAGAUGCUGGUUCUCCAGGACUCCAGGGUGCUCCAGGAGUCUCUGAGAACACUGACCUGCCUGGAAGAUUACAAAUUUUGCAGGGCCCACCUGGUCCACCAGGACCUCCUGGAGAACAAGGAGUAAAGGGAGAGAUGGGCUCUCCUGGGAUUCCUGGAUCUGAAGGCAGACAGGGUUCAAAAGGAGAAAGGGGGGAUAGAGGAGAACCUGGGGAGACAGGAGAAAAGGGAGAGAGAGGAGAGAUGGGCCAACCUGGGCCAAUGGGAGUUGAUGGGCAAAAAGGAGAAAAAGGAGACUCCAGGAUUGAGGACAAUCUUGCACAGAUUAUUGCAUUACCAGGUCCUCCAGGACCACCUGGCCCUCAAGGAAUAAUGGGCCAUCAUGGAAUACCUGGCCAAAAGGGGGAGCCAGGUGAGGCAAUGAAAGGAGAGAAGGGGGAUGUUGGAGAGAAAGGUCCACAAGGGUUACGGGGUCUUCAAGGUUAUCCUGGCUCUAAUGGAUUAGUGGGUCUACCAGGUGCAAAAGGUGAAAAGGGAAAACAUGGAGAACCUGGAUUAGAUGGCUUCCCAGGCCUCCGAGGAGACAAGGGUGAUAAAGGCGAACGAGGAGAAAAGGGUGAAAGAGGCUUGCUGGGGAAAAGGGGUCUAAAAGGAGAGAAAGGAGAGCAGGGGCCUCCAGGACUGGAUCAGCCAUGUCCUGUGGACAGGGAUGGACUUCCAAUCCCAGGAUGCUGGCAUAAGUGAUCACAAACCAGAAGCUUUGGAGCCUGUACAUAUUGAUAUAUAUAUUUGAAACUAACUUUUUUUUUAUUAUUUUAUUUUUUACUUUUACCCCCUUUAAUUUUGUAUGUUCUAUUUAAUAUACUGAGACGUUCUUCAAAAAAAAAACCUUUAAUCUCCAUGUGGACUUUUUUUUUAUGUCGCUGCUUUUUCUACAAAGAAUGGCUCUAAUUUGAAGGACUAAAGCAAAGAGAGUUGAUUCGAGGUGAACUAUGGAUUGCACAUGGACUUGUCUAACGAGAGAGAACUCGGAUGCUGGUCUUGACUACGGAAAAGCCACCAAAGUUUGCAUAACAAACAGAAGCAUAAUACCAAACCCAUCUAACAGGCUGUGCAGUGUGACACAUGAUUGCUGAAUUGAACUGUUUUAAGCUGGCUUCGUUUGUCUGAAACACCCAGCUUGUCUUUUUUUUCCCUUUGCUUUCUUUGAAAGGAUAAAUUUUAUCAGAAGGAGACAAAUGCAUGGUGCACAGUUGUGGAAACCGUCCAACCCUGAGGGAACCACCACUGUGCUAGCACAUGGGAUUGAACUCUAAAAAUGUAACUACAUGGGAUAUUGACUGUUGCAUGGAUGACCCCACAGGAAAUACUACUCAUGUCAGAAGAAACCAGUCUCUUUUAACAUCUGAAUAAAAUCUGGAAAAUAAACCAUGAUCAUGUCAGAGAUUGCACUACAGGCGGACGAGAAGUGGAUGAGAUAUUCAACUCAAAACAAUUUUAAAUGUUUCAAUUACUGAUUUAAAGGAAGUGCUUGCCCUUCUCAAUACUUUUUUUGUGUGUAAAUACUAUGUAUAGUCAUUAUCCUCCCUGUCUGUUACCGUUCAUUGUUUAAUAAGAUUGUCCUACUGAUAUGUAUUUUGUGUAUUCCUCUCAACUGUCUUUUAAUACUACAUGUGUACAAUUUGUCAUGCAGUAGGCUUUCUUCUGAUAAUAGCAUGCUGUGUUGUAUUGUUGUACUUAGGGGAAGCCAUGGUGGCCUAAUAGUUAGAGAAGCAGCUUUGAGACCAAUAGGUUACUAGUUUGAUUCCCUGGACCAGCAGGAAUGGCUGAAGUGCCCUUGAGCAAGGCACCUAACCCCAACUGCUCCGGGUAUGUUGUACAUCACCCUGGAUAAAAGCGUCUGCGAAAUGCCAUUAAUGUAUUGCAGUGUUUUGUAUCCAUUCUGGUGAGUAGUUUAUAAUGAUUUAAUUAUUUUUCAGCUUAGUAAAUGUGUUCUGGUUGCAAGAGCUCAAAAGACUCUAAUAUUAAAACAUUAAUUAAUUAAUGUAAUUUCAUUAUUAUAUGAUGGGCUUGUUUUAUAUGCCUUUUAACAGCAAUACUGACAUUGUUUACUUAUAUUCUGAUAGGCUUUUUUUUUGUACAAUUAACACGGGAACACAUCUGAGAGAAACUAAUGAUGAAUUUAUAGUUGAAAAGUACAUUUUAUUAAACUGUUUGUUUAA
Molecule: messenger RNA, 3347 nt
Organism: Neoarius graeffei (lesser salmon catfish)
Lineage: Eukaryota; Metazoa; Chordata; Actinopteri; Siluriformes; Ariidae
Gene: col23a1b
Product: collagen alpha-1(XXIII) chain
Exons: 30
Coding region: 250-1869 (539 amino acids)
Source: RefSeq, a predicted model, not a curated record